Messenger RNA from Meira miltonrushii, 3901 nucleotides. RefSeq lists its product as uncharacterized. The transcript has a single exon. The record is from RefSeq and is a predicted model, not a curated record. NCBI's taxonomy places the organism in Eukaryota, Fungi, Basidiomycota, Exobasidiomycetes, Exobasidiales, Brachybasidiaceae. The coding region runs from base 300 to 3800 and encodes 1166 amino acids.
UACAUGACCUCAACCUCGCUUAAUUCUCGGUGUGGACAUGAGGCGAGCACUCAUAGCCACGUUGCGUGAUUGGUUCUCGGCUGCUUUGAUUACACAGCAAUGGUUGUACGCCAAUCAACGUUUAGCCACGGGGGUGUGCAAACGGAUGAAUAUGGUGAGUGGAUAGGAUGACAACCGCUCUUUCUCUCAACCAUGAUGAUCAAUUCAUUCUGGCAAAGAUAAGAGGAAGACAACCUUUAUCUCUGCCAAACUGAUUUCAUCUUCUUCUUGAAGUUUUUCAAAUCGCAAAACUUCUCAUCAUGGCGAUUCAAAAGCACAUUUUGGUAUUGCACAAACGAAAAAAGCAAAAUGCAAAUGCUAUGUGGGUGAUGGUUUUGGGUUGUUUGACUUUAUGUUCGAUGACAACUCUUUGUUUGUUAUUCAACGAUUGGUCUUUAUUGCCUCAAGCAUAUAAUCCUAAACCGUUGAUCCUUGGUGAAGCUUUAUUUGAUCUAAGUCCGGAUUUAUUUCCUAUUCAUCAUCCUGAAAUUGGAAAAUGGGACAAAGCUGUCAAUGAAACAAAGAAACGGACGAUUCAAUUGGUAAAAAGAUGCAAUGACUCUUCUUGUCUCUCACUCUUGAAUCUUUUCCGUGAAGAAAAGAACGAUCAUCGACGUCUUACAGAUGGCAGUAGUAUUGAACAGAUGCAAGGACAAGAAGAACGAUCUAUGUUUCCAUCAAGCUCUGGUCUGGAUUCAUCAAGAAGCACGACAACAGAUUCCACGGAUGCAAGCUUGCAAUCGGAAAGUGAAACGAAUUCACCAUCUACAAAAAAACGUUUGCUGGAUUUUAUCACCGUGCUGAUGCGAAAAAGAAGUACCAAUGACGAUGCAAGGCCAACAUUCAAAAUGCAAAAAAGUCUUUCACUUGGUAGCAGUGAGAGAAAAGAAGCAAAAGAGAUGAAGGAAAGGAAGAAAUUGUUACAGGUCAUGCCAACUCAAUCAGAACCUUCUUCUCCUACAAGUGCUGAGCGUUUCUUUGAAGUUGAAAGUAAGCCUCGUAAAUCUAUUCUUAUCAAGUCUAAAUCGAGAAAGAGAUUCAGACCAAAAGAACACGUCUCGUUUGCGGUACAAGAAAGAGUUCAAACCAUUCGAAACCGGGUGUCUCCAAAACGAAAUAUCUUGUACAAUGCAGAAUCUGGUCAAAUGAGAACGGAUCUGAAGCCAGACAUGAUCACCCAAGAUGAUCAUGCUUCUGAAAAGAAAUCAAGCCAGUCCCAUAAUGACAAAGAUCGAUUGGUGAAAAGAAGUGGGCUUCCUCCUCUUGCUGCAACCAACCAAGAUAAUGCCUACUCUUUAUCUCAAUUUGAGAGUGAUUGGCACGGGGAUCCUAAUAGACGUAUCCGUACUUCUAGAAGAUCUUCGAGACCGAAUUCACCUGCAGCUUCACAAAACGAAUCUCCAGGCAGGUCGAUAGACUCUACGUUCCAUGUCGGUCAAAGUAGAAGAGCUUCAUAUAACGAUGUGCAUGAUCUUCUUUCUCUUCAUCGCAAUAUUGCAGAACAAGACGAUGUUCCACUUUCCCAAUAUGAUACAGGCAGGCAUGCUCGUCCUUCAUCCAGAAGGAUGGCAAGAACACCUUCACCGAAGCCCUCGCCGAGUAUGGCUAGCGAAGGACGUACAGUGGAAAGAGGCUCUCCAGCACAUGCUAUAUCUCCAUACCAUGAAAAGAUAAAAGUAGAAGGUGGUCCAGGUCGUGGUAGGCGACAUUCGUUUGACAGUGUUUCAGAAGGGUUGGAUAAACUAGGUGAUUCAUCUCCUUCAACACCUUCUUCGCCUUUUUCUCCAUUUGCUGAAGCUAGAAAGUCUUCUGUACGUUCCAGAGAAUCUCCUCGAGCAAGACGUGUAAGCUUCGAAGGAACAGAUGAUUAUCGAUCUAGGGGAUCAUCAAGUAGUCCAAGAAUCGUUUCCAAUAGACGGGAAGGACAUACGGAAGGUUUAUUAGACGCUCUUCACAUUUCAUCAGUCGAGAAACGCAAGAAAGAACAUUUUCAAAAGAGAUCCGAAUUCGGUGAAGAGGCAAGUCAAGCGAUGAAGAGAUGCUUUGGUUCAGAUUGCUUGUCAUCUCUGAAACCUAAAGAUAAGCUUGACGACGUGGAAUUAUUGCCAUUAAAGUCUAAAAAUCUUGAGAAUCGAAAAUCGAAAUUGUCAAAAAGCUCAAGUAUACCUCCUCAAUCGGACGUGGAAAUGAAUGCACCUCAAAGACAGACAUUUUCCUCAUCCACAAGAGCACAAAGCCCACUUUCUUCCGCAAAUAGAGAUCGUGAUUUACGCAAGUAUACUUUGAUGAAGAAUGUGCUCUCUCCUACCCAAGCGAUCAAGUUGGUAAAGAGAGGGAUUUCAAGUGAUGAGGGAAGCAUUAAGUCACAUUCAUCAAUUUCUUCUGAGAAACAAGCAUCGCCACGUCUUCCCAAAUCAAUCUUGAGGACGAAAGAUAGAACGAAAAAUGAAAAUUCACAAUUGAGAAGAGUGACAUUUUCUGAAGAAACAAAGUUCACUACUUCAAACAAACCGAGACCGUCUUUUAGAAGAAGUGGAUCGAGUUCAUCAAAGCAUAGAAUGCUAUACAGUACAUCUAAACAGCCACGGCGUUCUUCAACUUUACCGCAACGGUCUUCAACGUUUGAUGGCAGGAUUAAAGCGAUGCGAAUCUCAGAUCCCGCUCUUUCUGGCUCUGUGCAAGCGACUACUUCAACUGAAUUAAAUCGUAGUGCAAGACGACCUUAUGUCUCUUCUAAUACUCGAUUUACAAGCCAGAAAGGAAGAAGUUCUUCAAGUAUUGUUAGAAGAUCCGAUCGUACUUCUACAGUCUCUUCUCAGAAUAUCGAUUCGCAAAGUUCAGCCUCAGAUGAAACGUUAUCAAGAAACAAUUCUUCAGGAUCAAACUUUAGUAAAAGAGCUGAAUCCAUUCAUAGUCCGACAAAAUCGAGUUUGCGACCAAAAGAUGCGCCAAGAACAAAAGCAAAGAAGCAUGUAACUUUUGGUGGUGAAAGCAGUAUUGACAUACCAGACCAACCAAGCUCACCAAGAUCGCCUACAAAACAUGUAACAGAUAUGUUUGCAACAAAGCCAACGGUGUUGUAUGAUGCAUCGAAACAGCACCAAACUACGACAAGCUCUACAAGUCUGCAUGUGCAACCUAGUGUCAGUCCUAGUACGACCUCUAUUUCUUCAAAGUCGUAUGGAUCUAGAUCAUCCAGACCUAGUACGUCUUCUAGUCAUUCCACAUCGUAUGGAUCCAGAACUAAGUCCCGCGACCUUAUGUCAAACUUGAAGAGCGGCAGAAAAUACUACAAGAGAGAUCUAUUGGAAAAAAGAGCAAAAAAGCGUAAACUACGAACUGUACCUUCAAGUGAAUCAUUCAUUCACACUGCUGAUCAUCAUGCAAGAUAUGGCGCUUCAACAUCUGCUGCUGCACCUACAAAAAAGAUGAAGCAACAGCCGCAACUAUCAGCAACUACAAGUGAUCUAUCACCUUCUAAACUUGGUUUUGCAGGUUUACAUAUCACUUCAAAUGCCGGUUCACUAAGUACAUCAAGUCGAGAUAGCGUUAGCUCAAGACAACUACAACGUUCAGAUUCUCUACGUUCUACCGGCUCUUCUUCCUUUCGCAGACUAGAUUCAAGUCCACAACAUUUUCACACUUCUCCUCAAGUUUCACGGCCUGGAUCACCUGCUUCUCCAUCAGCUCAACAUGGAGAAUGGUGGACUGGUGGUCAUUCAGGCACUUCUUCUAGUGGUGGUGUCCCUUUCGUAUAUUGAUAGAUUCCUUCUCUUUUUAUCUGUUUCUACUAGAUCAAUUGACAUUGAAUAAUGAAUGAAUGAGAAAAUUGUUUUGGUAUUGCAAUGCCAAGAAAAGUGGG